Molecule: messenger RNA, 2599 nt
Organism: Lethenteron reissneri (Far Eastern brook lamprey)
Lineage: Eukaryota; Metazoa; Chordata; Hyperoartia; Petromyzontiformes; Petromyzontidae
Product: caveolae-associated protein 2-like
Cellular component (GO): caveola; cytoplasm
Source: RefSeq, a predicted model, not a curated record
ACCCCCCCGCACGGGGGUCCCAAUCCAGAGCGCAGGGCGAGAGAGCGCGCACGGCAGCGGCGGCAGCAGCAGCAGCAGCGGUGACAUCAGCAGCGCACGCAGCAGCCCCUCGCCCUGACCCCCUCGCCGUGACCUCUCCGCCCUGACCCCCUCGCGUUCAUUCCGAGAUGGCGACGUUAGCAGCAGCAGCAGCAGUCUCCUCGGGGAGCCUCGACUCGGUGCCUCUGGGCGGCGGGGAGAGCCGCGCGCCCGAGUCCCCCACGGGCACCCCGCGACUCCGCGCCGACGAGAUCCGCCCGGGCCCCCAGGCGAACGCGGUGACGGUGCUGGCGCUGCUGGACCGCCUGCUGGGCAUGCUCGAGGGCGUGCAGGAGGCGCAGCGGCGCCUCGAGGAGCGCCAGCGCGCCACGGAGGGCGUCGUGCGCUCCGUGGCCGGGGAGCUGUCGCGCAUGGCGCGCAGCGGGCAGAGCACGGACGGGGCCGUGGCCAAGGUGCUGGCCAAGGCGCGCACGGUGAGCGCCAACGUCAAGGACGUGCGCGAGAGGCUCGAGCGGCAGGCGGCGCAGGUGCGCAAGUUGGACGCCAAGCACGGCGACCUGCUGCGACGCAACAACUUUCGCAUCCUCAUCUUCCAGGAAGGCAGCGAGACGCCCACGGCCGAGGCGACCAGCAGGCCCGUGGGCCCCCCGCCGGGCCCCGCCGUGCUCGUGUCCGACGAGGCGCGCGGCUCUGCGCACGCGGACUCGAGCUUCGAGGAGGUGUGCAUCGCAGGCGAGGGCAGCGAAGCGGGCGACGAGGCGGCCACGCGGCCCCCGGACCUCUCGUCCGACGAGGAGUACAUCCUGGAGGAGGUGGAGACCACCACCACGAGGCUGAAGAAGUCGAGCAUGAAGCGCAUGGACAGCCUCAAGAAGGCCUUCUCCAAGGAGAGCUUCGAGAAGAAGAUGAACAAGUUCGUGUCGCCCGAGCGGCGCGAGAAGAUCAAGAAGUCGCUCACGCCCAACCACCAGAAGUCGAGCGGCUCCAAGCUGGGCGCCUUCAAGGUGCCGCCGCUCAAGUUCAACGUGAAGAAGGUGCGCUCCGAGGACGGGGGGGGCACCCCCAACGAGGAAGAGGCGACCGCGGCGGCGGAGGAGGAGGAUGCCGACGCGUGCGUGGCCGUCACCAACGAGGAUUCCUCGGCGAUCCACGGCGGCGGCGACACCGACUCGGCGCACGGCGCGGUGCAGUACGCCGAGAUCGUCUUCGCCGACAAGACGCCGGCCCGGCAGGCGGCCGCCUUGGCCUCGCCGGCGGGGAAGGCCGUCGUGGCGGCCGUGGCCGCGGCGGCCGUGGCCGCGGCGCAGGCGGCCGCGGAGGCGCGGGCCGGGGUGGUGACCCUGGGGCCGGACGAGACGGCGGGGGCGGAGAAGGGGAGAGAGCAGGAGGAGGAGGCGGCUGAAGAGAAGCCGGGAGGGCGCGCGGAGGGUGCGGGCGACGACGCGGAAGCGAAGGUGGUGCUGGGUCAAGGUGAGGAGCACGAGGAGCAGAAGACGAGUGGCAAGCCGGAGGAGGAGGAGGGGGGGGAGGAGCAGCAUGAGCAGGGGGAGCAGCAGCAGCAGCAGGCGGCGGUGUUCGAAGCGGCGGCGGUGGCGGCGCUGUCCGCAGGAGAGGAGGCCGUGGGGCGCCCCCCCCAGGCCGACGUCGCCCCCCAGGGCCCCCCCGCGGUGACUGUGAGCGACAGCGACGGCGGCGCUGCGGCCAACGGGCCGCUCGCGCACGCGGGGGGCCACGCGGCCGACCAGGGGCCCGAGGAGGCGGCCGUGGCGCACGGGAAGGCGGCGGCGGCUGUGGCGGGAGGCGUCAAGACGGAGCUGAGCGAGUGACGCCGCGUGGCCCCGGUGGCUCCGCGCUCACGGCUGCCACCGCUGGACCGUUCCCACACAGACAAGCACACAGACACAGACACGCACACACACGCACAGACACGCACACACACGCACAGACACGCACACACGCGCACACACGCACAGACACACAGACACGCACACAUACGCACGGACACGCACACCACACACACGCACACACACAGACACACGCACAGACGCGUGCACAGACACGCACGUAAAGACACACGCAUAGACACACGCACAGACACGGACACACGCACACACAGACACGCACACGCAUAGACACGCACGCAGACACGCCGGCCGCUCCUCGCGUCGCGAUCUGAUGAACUGACACGAGGGCAGUGAUUGUGACGACGAUGACGAUGAUUGCUGUGAUGACAGGCGAGUGCUUGCAAUGCGACGCGUCCCUCUCCCCGGCCCGUGCGCCGCUUUGCACGGAUCCUGGCGUGGAGCAGCAGUAGAGUAGCAGCAGCAGCAGCCACACGCGUGGUGGUGGUGGCGGUGGUGGUGGUGGCGGUGUUGGUGGCGGUGGUGUUGGUGGUGGUGGUGUUGGUGGCGGUGUUGGUGGUGGCGGUGGUGGUGGCGGUGUUGGUGGCGGUGGUGUUGGUGGUGUUGGUGUGCAUGAGCGGUAUUCCACGCGCUCCCCGCCGAGAGUACGCGGGGCGCCUCGCGCCCAGUCAGCUGUAGUAGCUACAGCAGCUGUAGCU